Salvia miltiorrhiza (redroot sage) is the source of this 2542-nucleotide messenger RNA. RefSeq lists its product as uncharacterized. The record is from RefSeq and is a predicted model, not a curated record. The coding region runs from base 159 to 1445 and encodes 428 amino acids. Gene Ontology annotation, cellular component: cytoplasm. The transcript is spliced from 4 exons. Lineage: Eukaryota; Viridiplantae; Streptophyta; Magnoliopsida; Lamiales; Lamiaceae. Gene Ontology annotation, molecular function: guanyl-nucleotide exchange factor activity.
CGAGUCCACAAGUUUCGGGCUGAAUUGAUAUCUCUACGGGUUGGGCCGGAAAUGUGUAUAUAACCAUUAACCGUCGGGGUAGUUGAUGGUUAGGCCCGUGUGAAAGUAUAACUCUGUUACACCAUUUUCAAUCACUCACAAACAACUAAACUCGCACAAUGCUACGAUUCCUCACCAUAACCCGAUCGGGCCUUCGGAGCCGCCGGUGGAUGUCCGUCAUGAGCUUCGGCGAUAACUCCCAGGGUGCACUCGGUCUCCACGACUUUCCCCUUGGGCUGGCCUCCGACGCCUACGACCCCACUCCUAUACCGGGCCUGCCGCCCGACGUUUGCGCCGUCGCCGCCGGUCACUACCACUCUCUCGCCCUCACUUCUGAGGGCCACGUUUGGGCCUGGGGACGGAAUACCGAAUCACAGCUCGGCCGCGGCCCGUUUUCUCCUAGAGAGACUUGGAAUAAACCGCAAAAAGUGGAAGGGCUGGAUAAGGUGAUGGUUCGAUCUGCAUUUGCAUCUGGUGUUGUAUCUGCUGCUAUUGGAGAUGAUGGUGCCUUGUGGGUGUGGGGGAAGUCGAAGCGUGGGCAGCUAGGUCUUGGAAAAGAUAUCACCGAGGCUGUCUUACCGGCUAGGGUUGAAUCACUUCUUGGACAAGAGAUAGUUAAGGUUUCACUUGGUUGGGGACAUGUUCUUGCUCUGACUAAGCACGGGAAAUUGUUUGGCUGGGGUUAUUAUGCAGAUGGUAGAUUAGGGAGGAUGGGCAGAUCUUUGGAAGCCUCACCAUUGGAUUCCAUUGCUGAAAAAGUGAAAUCGUCAAGUGAAAAUCAGAAUAUGAUGAUUGAAGCAGCUGAGAAACUGGUUUCAGAAGCAAUGGAGAAGGAAAAGGACAUGCCUAUAAUCUGGGAGCCUACUUUGAUCGAAGAAGUCGGUGAUGCUGAAGUUGCGGAUGUUGCUUGUGGGCUUGAUCAUUCCUUAAUAUUAUGCAGGGAUGGUACUCUUCUAAGUGGAGGGAGCAACGUGUACGGUCAACUAGGUCGAGUGACAGAAGGUUUAGGAUUGCAUGUUGUCGACCUUGGCCUGCGGCCAAUCAGUGUAGCAUCAGGGCUGGGGCAUUCUUUAGCUAUCUGCAGCGCAGAAGAUGGACCAACUCUUGUUACAUGGGGAUGGAACCAGAGUUCUCAACUUGGGCGAGACGGUCCAGAGAAUACGCCCCUCGUUGUUGGCAGUUUGGCUGGUGAAGUGCCGGUUUCUGUUUCCGGAGGGCGGGUGCAUUCUAUUGCAGUUACAGAGAAGAGGGAGGUUUGGUCUUGGGGCUGUGGUAGAAAUGGCCGGCUUGGAGUGGGUAGCUCUGCUGAUGAAGCCGAACCUGUGUUGGUCGAAUAUUUAGAGGGUUCUGAUGUUUUGCAAGCCGUCGCAGGGUUUGAUCACAAUCUUGUUCUGGUCCACGAAUGAUGUGAAAGCUAAAUCCGAAUAGAGUUCCUCUACCUGCACUAUGUAUCCUUGUGCUAAUCAAUCUUUCGUUUUUCCAUACUUUGUCGUUUACUCAUUUAUGCAAUAGAUAAUCUUGAUAUUCCCUCAACAUUGGGUGUAGCAUUUAAAUAUCAUUACCAAAAUCAACGUUCAUGCUCCAUAAAACCGAGAUAAAUGUCUAGUUGGUGAUAAAUCUAACAGGAUUACUGUUUCAAUGACACUGUGAGCUCUGUGUCAAAAGUUUGCAGGGCUAUCAUCAAGCUGCUUCUCGUCUUCUAUAUCCACCUCCAAAAUUUCCUGAGAUGAGGGAAGCCCAGAAACGAGCUCAGCACGAUCUUCAAAUGAAGUUGAAACAGAACGAGGAUCAGCACUUACAGGUAUUCUUUGCUUCAAGUAAUUCCCCAACCUAGCCAAAACCGUGGAACGUUUGUGCCAAAAUCGGCCGCUGAGCCUGAUCUUCACAUAAGGUCCAUCCAGUUCUGCGAGUUCGACUUUUCCUAUUCAAUCCGCAUUAUCAGUUACAUUUAUACAUUCAAAUUCCUGGCGCUGAAUCAUAACAAUUGAGAAAUAUCACCUGUUAUGUUAACUGAAGUGUCAAAGAGUUGUCCCAGCUGCAAGAAAUCAAAGUGUGAGGUAAAUGCAGUGACUGUGUUAAUGGAAAUUCGAUUCGACUUGCCUCUGUUUUGGCAUCGGUAAGGACCUGCUCAAUAUUUUCCUCUGUUAAAUCAAGUGGUGCAGAUGAGGCUGAGAUUGCAGCAGUAGUAGUAGGGAACCUCCGCGUUGGGUUUCUGAGGCGGGACAUUGUUGUCGUUGUUGUUGUCGUUGUUGUUCCAUUCUUCAGCUGCAACACCGCAGGCGCGGAGAAGAGAUGUGACGGAGGUUGAAGCUUUGCUGUGGGAAAGAGGCUAUGAGGAAAUAGUUUCAGUGGCAUGGUUGAGCUUUUUCUUAUCCAACAAAUGUGUGGCCAAAAUAUGAAUAAUGUCUAUGCAUAAAUUUUUAUGUAUUUUCAUGACACUACUCCGUAUUAUAUUAUGGAUUAUAUAGUUAGGUAAAAGUAAGGCCUAACUCGCUUCAACCCA